Messenger RNA from Naegleria lovaniensis, 957 nucleotides. RefSeq lists its product as uncharacterized. Gene Ontology annotation, cellular component: mitochondrion. The coding region runs from base 1 to 957 and encodes 318 amino acids. The transcript has a single exon. Gene Ontology annotation, molecular function: ATPase activator activity; protein-folding chaperone binding. Lineage: Eukaryota; Heterolobosea; Eutetramitea; Acrasida; Naegleriidae. Gene Ontology annotation, biological process: protein complex oligomerization; [2Fe-2S] cluster assembly. The record is from RefSeq and is a predicted model, not a curated record.
AUGAAAGCAAGAUCAACAUUGAUUUCCUCGUCCUUGUCGUCAUUCCUGCAGAACGGUCUCAAACGGAACAACCAUCAUCCGAUCAUCCGUAUGGACAAGAAUUUUAUUAUCAACAAUCACGGCUUGCACAUCAUCUGCAAUAGAAAUUUUUAUACGAAUUUACAUACAUCAAAUCAGGUGUGUUCUAAAAACAUGGAUCGGGAAUGUCCUCGAGCCACAGAUCCAAUACUGUUGAAUCAUCAACAGCAUCAUCACCCUUGUUGGAAUUGUGAAACGGAAUUAUCUUGCCAUUUAUUAUUUUGUAGUUCAUGUAACAAAAUUCAACCACCAUCCUCUGAGACUCAUGGCACGUUAUCCGGACAAUAUCCUGAAACCUCUAUCGAUUAUUUUACCCUCAUGGAUUUACCUCACGAAUUUUCGGUUAAUCCAAAAGUCUUACACGAGAAAUAUAAGGAAUUGCAAAAGGUUCUUCAUCCUGACAAAUUUGCCCAAAAAUCAGAAACUGAAAAGAAAAUAUCGAGAAUGCAAUCUGCCAUUGUGAACACAGCUUAUCAAACAUUGAAAAGUACCAAAUUGAGAGCUGAAUAUUUAUUGAAAUUAAAGGAGGCACAAAAAUUAGGUCCAUGCAAUCAUAAGUCAGUGAACGACGUGCAACUGCCUCCUGAAUUUUUGAUGGAAAUUAUGGAAGUGAAUGAACAGAUUAAUGACAGUGAAGACAACAGAGAGAGUUUGACUGAGAUACAAAUGGAUUUCAAUGAAAGGAAGAGGCUUGUUGUGCGUUCUAUUGAUGAACAAUUUAAAAAGGACGACUUGGAUGAAGCACGUUUUAAGAUUGCACAGUUGAACUACAUUGAACGAACAUUACAGCUGGUUGACAACAAACUUCACCAGUUAGACCUUAAGGAACAUCGUUCUCACUCGAAUGAACCCUGUGAUGAAUGUGAAUUUAAAAAUUAA